This is a messenger RNA of Entamoeba invadens IP1, 2796 nucleotides long. RefSeq names its product glutamate dehydrogenase, putative. Gene Ontology annotation, cellular component: mitochondrion. NCBI's taxonomy places the organism in Eukaryota, Evosea, Mastigamoebida, Endamoebidae. The transcript has a single exon. Gene Ontology annotation, biological process: L-glutamate catabolic process. The coding region runs from base 1 to 2796 and encodes 931 amino acids. The record is from RefSeq and is a predicted model, not a curated record. Gene Ontology annotation, molecular function: L-glutamate dehydrogenase (NAD+) activity.
AUGACUGACUAUACUCAAUGGUUGAAAGACAACUUCUGCGAAAAUGCGUUUUUCUUGCAAGAUCAAGUGACUCUGGAAACAAUCAAUGGACUCUUGAAGUACCACAAGCUCUAUGAAACGUUCAUAUACUUGAAGUUCAAGACUAACUCAAUUGUCCUCUGCUUGGACUCUGAAGACGCUGAUAAAGACAUUCUGAAACAUUACGGGAACUCUUUGAUCUUCUCGUAUGACUCCCUGAGCUCGAAGAACAACUUCGAUAACUAUCCGAAGAAACUUAAGAUCUGCAAUGUCUCCUUCAUUGAAGAAAAGACUGAAUUCACUUCAAGGGAAAAUGUCGCUCCUCUUAUCAAGAAAGCCGAGGAAGAUGACCACUUACAAUUCGAAUUGGAAAAGACUGGAGAGGAGUGGACACUCUUGUUUGCAUGGAAGAAUGUUGAUAUCAAGAACUUCAUGUAUAGAGUCGCUUCAAUCUGUUUCAAUGCCAAGAUGAAAAUCAACGCCGCCAAAUUCACUGUCAAGGACUUUGUAACAACCAAGACAAUCUUUGUAGGAAAGCUGAGAAUGUUUGGAGAAAACUUCGAGACCGAAGCCAAGAGAGUUGAGUUCAUCGAAGAGUUCAGUUGUUUGAAAGACUGUUUAGAAGCCGAUCCAAUUACACAAUUAGUCGAUGAUCAUGUCUUCUCGAACGCGAGUGCAUUCUUGUUGAGAGCUUAUUGUACUAUGGCGGAGCAAUUCCUUUCAGAUAAGGAUGCUUCAUUAUAUUCACUCGAUAACAUAUAUGAUGCCAUGACCUUCCAUGUAGAUAUCACCAAAUUGAUUCUUGAGUCCUUCUUAAUGAAAUUUGACCCAAAGAAGGGUGAUGAGUACAAAGGAAAGCUUGAAGAGGUGAAGAAGGCCAUCGAACAUAUUGAUACUGGUCGAAAGAGACACGACGAUAGAAGAAAGAACAUCUUCAGAUUUGUUAUUGUUCUUAUUGAAUGCACUUUGAAGACAAACUAUUACAUCAAAAACACACUUUCUCUUGGUUUCAGAAUGAACCCAGAGUUCAUGGACAAAGUCCCGGGCUUCGACAGAAAGUCUAAGUACCCCGAGUUGCCUUAUGCCAUCUUCUUCAACUAUGGUACCAGCCACUUUGGGUUCCAUGUCAGAUUUAGAGAUCUUGCUCGUGGUGGUUUGAGAACUGUUAUCACUCGAGAUGCCGAACAAGCGAAGUAUGAGAAGAUUAAUAUGUUUGGUGAGUGUUACAACCUCUCUUACACACAACAAAAGAAGAACAAAGACAUUCCAGAGGGUGGAGCCAAGCAGAUUAUUUACUUGCCACCUAAUAAGGUCCAAGAAGAAGGAAAGAUAGUUGCUGAAGCUCUUAAAUUUGAAGGGAAGAGUGAUGUGGAAGUUGAAGCUCAACGAGUCAAAUAUUGCAAAGACAUGUCUCUUGAGUAUAUGUAUGAAAGACAAAGAAGUUUUGUCAUCACGCUCUUGUCACUCAUAGUGACUAAGGAUGGCAAGUUAAAUCCAAAUAUUAAGGACUACUAUGGUAUUCCGGAAUUCAUAUACCUUGGUCCUGAUGAGAAUAUGCACGACUGUAUGAUCGAGUGGAUUGCCAAAGAAUCCACACAAGAAGGAUAUCAUGUCAAAGGUGCUUUCAUAUCUGGUAAGGAAGAAACUGGUAUCAAUCACAAGGAAUAUGGUGUGACAUCUCUGGGCGUAUUCCAAUAUCUAAAACAAGGACUUGAACACAUUGGUCUUGGUGAGAAGCCAUACACUAUUAAAAUGUCUGGUGGAGCUGAUGGUGAUGUUGGAGGAAAUCUGAUUCGAUUAUUAAACAAACAUCACUCGGACAGAGCCAAGUUGCUUGCUAUAACAGACAAGUCUGGAACCAUCUAUGACCCAGAAGGACUCGACUUGAAAACUCUUGACUCGUUCUUCUAUUCUGUCAAGCCAAUUGGUGAUUAUCCACCAGAGAAAUUGCAUGACGGUGGAUUCUUGUUGAUGAUUGGAACAAGCAGAGAAGUCACUGCUUAUCAUAAGGAAACUUUGUUAUAUAAGAAGGUCAAUGGUAAAGUCGAAGAGACUUGGAUAGCAGCUUCGGAAGCCGUCCACUUGUUUGCUACUAAUGUCCACCAAGUCGAAGCCGACGUGUUCUGUCCAUGUGGUGGAAGACCAAGAGCACUUAAUGAAGAUAACGUUGACACUUACUUCAAGAAUGGGAAGCCAACAUCGAAAUUGAUAGUUGAAGGUGCCAACUUGUAUCUUACUCCAGGGUCUCGUACUGUUCUUGAGAAGGCGGGUGUGAUGAUAUUCAAAGACUCCUCUGCUAAUAAGUGUGGUGUUAUUUCAUCAUCUUAUGAAAUUUUGGCGGGUCUUUCACUUGAUGAUCAACAAUUUGUUGCCAUCAAAAAGGAUUAUGCAAAAGAUUUGUUGGUUAGACUCGAGAAAGUCGCCAAUGAAGAAGCCGUCUGUAUGUUGAAAUUCAAUAAGAAGACUGACAUGCCAUUAACCCAAGUCAGUGAUUUAGUCUCUUUGAAGAUCAACGAGUAUACUGAUGCCUUCGCCACUUAUUUCUUAAAGCUCGAUCUCUUUGCUCCAGAAAACCAAAAGCUUCUUCAGAUCUUUAAGGAUUAUGUCCCAAAAGUUCUUGCUGAAAGACAUAUGGAACAAGUCAUGAAGAGAGUGCCACAAAUGCAUAUGAAGGCUAUUAUUGCAACUUCACUCGCUUGCAAGUUAGUUUAUGGAAGAGGUCUUGACUGGAACGUUACUGUCGUUGAUGUUCUUCCAAUCUUUUUGAACGAGUUGUAA